Messenger RNA from Tetranychus urticae (two-spotted spider mite), 1466 nucleotides. Lineage: Eukaryota; Metazoa; Arthropoda; Arachnida; Trombidiformes; Tetranychidae. The record is from RefSeq and is a predicted model, not a curated record.
UAGAGGAUUAUAUAACUAUUUAGUCUCUUUCACUCAUGUUCACUGAUUCCAUUUAUUAUUUCAACCUUUCUUACAGAUUGAAACAGAAUAGACAUUUUUAAUGUUAAACAUGGCUUCAUCAGAAAGUGAAGAGUAUAUCAUCAAUUGUGGCACAGAUGCGAACCCUAAAUGGAUAGAAAUAGAAACAAAAUGUAUACCGUUUGAUAAACCAGCUAAUUAUCCAAAUGAAUAUUUCAAGAUCAGCCUUCCUUCAACAAAACCUUCUGUAUCUUUACCUUACAAAAAUGUUCCUUUGGAUACAUUGCGACCUGUUGUGGUUAAAUCAAUUAAAGAUGGAACCAUCUCAUCUGACUUAGCUGCUCUGUUUUUGUGGAAGUAUGGAGAGCGUCUUAAAGCAACGUUAGACGAAAAGUGGGAAUCUUUUGGAGUUACCAUCUGUGAACCAGGAGAGGUGAAGUUGAGUUCAAUUAUUGAUGUCCAUUUUGGUGCCCAAGAAAUUCUCAGUUCAAUUGAGACAGACGGAAUGGUGUCUUCAAAUGAUGACAAUUGGAUUGCUUCAUUUUUAACGUCUAUUUAUCGCAUCAAUUGUGCUAAAAAUGAAAACUAUCGAUUGGAAUUAAGUAAAACAGCUUCUAACAUUAUGGUUAAAAAUUUUGGAAAAGGUUCAUAUGCCAGUUUAGACUUCUUGAAUGUCACUUAUCGACACUGGAUAGGUAAUACUAAUUACAUCAAGAUUAUUGCUGCUUACGACAUGUUUUUAUUCAAAACAAACAUCAAAAAGUACCAGUUCCUUCGAUGGGGCACAAUAAGUUCCCGAUAUCGAGAGUGUUCUGUUCUUUCAACUUUGAUUGAUAUCUCAAAUGAAUGUGGAUUUACAAAUUUGUCAGACUUGAGAAAAUGGGUUUUUGUUGACAGUAUCGAAAGAGAUCUGAAUAGAGUUUUAAAAGAUGGACAAGAAAUUGAUAAACUCGAUUCUUAUACGCCUUACCUACACGACCUAAGAUUGUCUAGUCAAUCGCCGUAUUCUUGUUCCUACAACCCAGUUCUUUAUGAGUUUCUAUCUACCAUGGGAGUUUACAUGGGACGAAAAGGAUCAAUGAACGUUAAAAUGUUACGUGGUCCCUACCAUGAAAGGAGAUCUACUUGCUUCAACGGUCUUGUUGUUGCUUAUCUGCUUCGAGAAAAAAACUGUGAACCAAAUAAGUCUACUGAGAAUUCCUUUGUUCUGAUUAAGAGUCCUAUUCUUGAUACUAAAGAAGUACGACGUGAAUUAUCCGACUAUAUUUUUGACAAAGGGACAGGCAUAAGCGGUCCAUUAGAAGAGUUCAAGAAAUCAAUUGACGUCACCAUUGUCAAUCCUCGACCAGAUACAAUUGGUCAUUAUUUAAAGCACUGUUUGAAGUGAAAAAUCCUGAGAAAUUCAAUCUUUUGAAAUAUUUAUUAUUUUUAUCAAAAAAAACUUCAAA